Molecule: messenger RNA, 814 nt
Organism: Salvia splendens (bonfire salvia)
Lineage: Eukaryota; Viridiplantae; Streptophyta; Magnoliopsida; Lamiales; Lamiaceae
Product: transcription factor MYB15-like
Exons: 3
Coding region: 138-689 (183 amino acids)
Source: RefSeq, a predicted model, not a curated record
CGAAAAUGGUACAAAAACGGCGUGAGUAAAGGUGCGUGGACUCAACAAGAAGACGACAAGUUGAGAGCUUAUGUUGAGCAGUACGGCCAUUCCAACUGGCGACUGCUUCCCAAAUUUGCUGAUCUAGAUUGCGAUGGAUGAAUUACUUGAAACCUGGCCUCACACGAGGAGGUUUUACCCAACAAGAAAGAGACCUUAUUAUAAAACUUCAUCAGCAAUAUGGAAACAAGUGGUCUGUCAUAGCAGCAAAGCUACCUGGGAGAACAGACAACGGAGUAAAGAACUAUUGGCACGCGUAUCUCAAGAAUCGGGCUAUAACUGAAUCAGGUAAAGAGGCCGAGAUUCGAGAUGGAAGUUCAAGUGUGAUUAAGUCAAAAUUAAGGCACAUCAAACCUAGAGUGUCGUCAUCUUCUAAAGUGUUCAUUUUGGAAUCAUCAGAUCCCAACUUGACAGCAAUUCCGACUGUGAUGGAGUUGGGAUCUGAUUCAUCCGUGAAGCAAAGUUGCUCCAAUAUGUCAUCCGUAACCUCGAUUGAUGCUGAUAAUUUCUCGGAUUUGGUAGUCUCUGGAUUUCAUGAUGAUUUUUGGACUCAACCAUUCAUCGUUGAGUCGGAUUGUAAUGUUAGGGUUUGUGAUGAAGGAGUUACUUUUCCUCCUCUAGUUGGUCCGUGGAUGAAUGAUUUAUUGUAGCACGAUAUGUGCACAAGAAAAUUGAGUUUUUAUUUGACGUUGUAGAACGAUAUGUGUACGCUAUAGUUGUUUCAAUUUUCAAAUAAUUUUUGUUUGUAAUAAUUUUGGAAUAUACCAUGCUUGUA